This is a messenger RNA of Colletotrichum aenigma, 675 nucleotides long. Its product is annotated as Trichothecene C-15 hydroxylase. The transcript has 3 exons. The coding region runs from base 1 to 675 and encodes 224 amino acids. The record is from RefSeq and is a predicted model, not a curated record. Gene Ontology annotation, molecular function: monooxygenase activity; iron ion binding; heme binding. Lineage: Eukaryota; Fungi; Ascomycota; Sordariomycetes; Glomerellales; Glomerellaceae.
AUGCUGAUAAGAAUCUCCUCCCAAAAGACGAUUGAGAAGCGCGAGAUGGUCAGCAACAGCUUCCUUCUCAUGCUGGGCGGGUCCGAGACAUCGGCGACGGCGCUGUCUGCUGUCACAUUCUUCGUCACGUCUCAUCCGAAAGUCAUGGAACGCCUUACCAACGAGAUCCUUUCAGCUUUUCCCAGAGAGGAAGACAUCGACGUUCACUCCGUUCAGAAGCUGCCCUACCUUCUCGCCGUCCUGGACGAGACUCUCCGGUUAAACCCACCGCUUCCCCACACGUCACCACGAGUGGUGCGCAAAGGCGGCGACGAGUUUUGUGGGUAUUUUGUGCCCGAGGGUACCGUUAUCAGCAUCCCGCAUUGGGCAAUGUACCACAGCUCGAGCAACUUUACCGAGCCCGAAUCGUUCAUUCCGGAGCGAUGGCUUGGUGAUCCCCGGUUCGAAACCGACCAGAGAGAGGGCCGGAAGCCCUUUUCCUUUGGGCCUCGAAACUGCAUCGGAAUGAAUCUUGCGUAUAUUGAGAUGAGAACUAUUCUGGCUAGGGUCAUCUGGAACUUCGAAAUGAGGCUCGCCCACGAGAGCAAGAGGUGGACACAAGGGCAAAAGGCGUGGGUUGUUUGGGAGAAGCCCGACCUAAUGGUGUACCUAACACCUCGUGACCGGUCCGUUUGA